This is a messenger RNA of Drosophila grimshawi, 5138 nucleotides long. It is a transcript of the gene Cadps, whose product is annotated as calcium-dependent secretion activator. The coding region runs from base 129 to 4466 and encodes 1445 amino acids. The transcript has 24 exons. Lineage: Eukaryota; Metazoa; Arthropoda; Insecta; Diptera; Drosophilidae. The record is from RefSeq and is a predicted model, not a curated record. Gene Ontology annotation, biological process: dense core granule exocytosis; synaptic vesicle exocytosis.
CCAAUACACUUUCCCUCUAUCGCUCUUGCAUGUGGGUUUUCCACCCUUAUGCGUAAUACAUGCUUCCAACUGGUUCAAGGGCUCUUCGACAAUUUUAAUCGUGAGAAAAAGCUUCGCCAGCAUCGGCCAUGAUUGAUCCCAGCUCGAGUGAGGAAGAUGGCGACGAUGAUACCGUUGUUAAUUUGCCGCACAAGGGGCGUAUUGGUGCCGCGCACAAAGCGCCACCUAGCGGUAACGCGGCAGCAACCGCCGCCGCCGCACAAUCAUCAUCAUCGAUAUCGACGUCGUCGCCGGGGGCGGCGAGCCUUGCAACGACAGCCAUGCCAGCUUCCUCAACCGGUUCGCAUAUACAAAAUGGUGACUAUGCUGCGAAUCAAAGACAAACAAUGGCGGCAACUGCAAAUAACCGUUUCGAGGGCAGUAUCGUCAGUGGAGGGGGUGGGGGCGGAUCAACAAAAAAUGAGCAGAGCCAGCUGAGUGGAGAAGGUGGCAACCUUGAAGUGCCCAAUAACGGUAUUCCCAGCGGCAUUUCGCAAGAGACCCUCAACCAGAGCGUUGGAUCGUCGCGCGCGAACUCAUUGCCACGCCCCCUGUCACCGUCGCCAUCGGUUGUCAGCGAUAAGCACGAUGGCGGCGAUCCACAUGAGAAACACGAACGGGAAGAAGAAGAACGCAAGCGUCGCAUUCAAUUGUAUGUGUUUAUUUCACGUUGCAUAUCGUAUCCAUUCAAUGCCAAGCAGCCAACGGACAUGACCAAAAGGCAACCGAAGAUAACCAAACAGCAGCUGGAGAUAAUCACUCAGCGAUUUCAGGCAUUUCUCAAGGGGGAAACACAAAUAAUGGCCGAUGAAGCUUUUCAGAAUGCGGUGCAAAGCUAUCACGAUGUUUUUCUCAAAUCGGAGCGUGUUACGAAAAUGGUUCAAUCCGGAGCAUGCUCCCAGCACGAUUUUCGUGAGGUUUUCCGCAACAACAUUGAGAAACGUGUGCGUUCUCUUCCCGAAAUUGAUGGCUUGAGCAAGGAAACUGUUUUAACAUCUUGGAUGGCCAAAUUCGAUAUAAUUCUGAAGGGCAGCGGCGAAGAGGACACAAAGCGACCCUCACGCAUGCAACAAUCCUUAAAUAGCGAAUUAAUCCUGUCCAAGGAACAACUUUACGAUAUGUUUCAGCAAAUUCUAUCUGUGAAAAAGUUUGAACAUCAAAUUCUAUUUAAUGCGCUGAUGUUGGAUUCGGCUGAUGAGCAGGCUGCGGCGAUUAGACGUGAAUUGGAUGGUCGAAUGCAGCGUGUUGGCGAAAUGGAAAAGAAUCGGAAGCUAAUGCCAAAAUUUGUGCUUAAAGAAAUGGAAUCACUUUACAUCGAGGAAUUGAAAUCGUCCAUUAAUUUGCUGAUGGCCAAUCUGGAAUCACUGCCAGUCUCCAAAGGCAAUAUGGACAGCAAAUAUGGGCUACAGAAAUUGAAGCGCUAUAAUCACAGUACACCAUCAUUUUUAAAAAUGAUUCUACGCUCGCAUGGAUCUCUGUCUAAGCUCGAAGGUGACUCCGAGGAUGGCACCACCCAAUUAACUAAACUGGAUGUGGUGCUGACCUUUCAAUUAGAAGUGAUUGUGAUGGAGGUGAAGGGCCUCAAAUCUCUGGCACCCAAUCGCAUUGUCUACUGUACCAUGGAGGUGGAGAACGGUGAAAAGUUGCAAACCGAUCAGGCCGAGGCCUCAAAACCAAUGUGGGAUACUCAGGGGGAUUUUACGACCACGCAUCCUUUGCCUGUGGUGAAAGUGAAGCUGUACACCGAAAAUCCAGGCAUGUUGGCGCUGGAAGACAAAGAGUUGGGCAAAGUGACCAUUAAACCAACGCCACUCUCUUCCAAAUCUCCCGAAUGGCAUCGCAUGAUUGUGCCCAAAAAUUUACCCGAUCAGGAUGUAAGAAUUAAGAUUGCCUGUAGGUUGGAUAAACCAUUGAAUAUGAAGCAUUGUGGACAUCUCUUCGCAAUUGGCAAAUCGGUGUGGAAGAAAUGGAAACGUCGUUAUUUUGUCUUGGUUCAAGUCUCGCAAUACACAUUUGCAAUGUGCAGUUAUAAGGAAAAAAAAUCGGAACCAUCCGAAAUGAUGCAGCUAGAUGGUUAUACCGUGGACUAUAUAGAAGCUGCUAGCGCAAAUUUGAUGUUUGGCAUCGAUUUGAAUGGCGGUCGAUUUUUCUUCAAUGCGGUACGAGAAGGCGACAGCAUUGCAUUUGCCUGUGACGAUGAGAACGAGUGCAGUCUUUGGGUAAUGGCCAUGUACAGGGCAACGGGACAAUCGCAUAAGCCAACGCCGCCAAUUACACAGGACAAGAAUUCGGCAAUGUCAAAAAUUCAGGGUGAUGCCGAUAAGGCGCGCAAGCAUGGCAUGGAGGAUUAUAUAAGUGCCGAUCCCUGUACCUUCGAUCAUGCAACACUUUUUAAGACAUUACAAAACUUGACGCUCGAAUAUCGCCUAAGUGAUCCCUACGCAUCGUUGGGUUGGUUUAGUCCGGGUCAGGUAUUUGUUUUGGAUGAGUAUUGCGCCCGUUAUGGUGUUAGGGGCUGUUAUAGACACCUGUGCUACCUAUCUGAUCUGUUGGAUCGUGCUGAGAAACAGCACAUGAUCGAUCCGACACUGAUCCAUUAUUCGUUUGCAUUCUGUGCGAGUCAUGUACAUGGCAAUAGUUUGAUUAUAUUAAUAGCAGGUUUUUUUCUGCGCAGCAAACACGACAUCAAAAAGGAAAAGCUUAAGACAGUAAAGGAGAACAGUGCACAAGGAGAAACAGAAGCUGGCUGCUGCGACACGCCUUCCUCUACUCAACCAGUUGUUGCUUCUCAGUUACAUCAGGGUACUACGAGCAGCAUGGAUCAAUCAACAACGCCGAAGCUGACAAUGGAUGGCGCUGCUACCGCUGCUAGUAAUGGAGCGCCACCUUUUCGUUAUUGUAUGCCAACACAUGCGGUAUACACAUCGCCAGUACCAACGGCAUUUGCUUGGUUCAGCGAUCUACUGGUUGAACAUGCGGAAAUAUUUUGGUCUCUAUUCGCAGUUGAUAUGGACAGAGUUUUGUCCGAACAAGCACCAGAUACCUGGGACUCAUUUCCCCUUUUUCAAAUACUUAACGAUUACCUAAGAUCGGAUGAUAACUUACGAAAUGGAAGAUUUCACCAGCAUUUGCGUGAUACUUUUGCUCCGUUGGUUGUUCGUUAUGUGGAUCUGAUGGAAUCAUCCAUAGCCCAAUCUAUACAUAAGGGUUUCGAGAAGGAACGUUGGGAAAGCAAGGGGAUAAACGCCGCCUUGAAUCCGACCGCAUUAAAUAAUGCAGCGCAGGCGCUAAACACGGCAGCCCUCAACCCCGCCGCUCUGCUCAGCGGCAAGAAAGAUCAAGUCAAUUUCUAUGUGCCGAAGUUGCCAAGGCGAACUGCGGCUGCUGAUGAAAUGAGAAAUGGCUGUGCGACUUCUGAGGAUCUAUUUUGGAAAUUGGACGCAUUGCAAUCGUUUAUACGCGAUUUACACUGGCCAGAUGCGGAAUUUCGUCAGCAUUUGGAGCAACGGCUGAAAAUGAUGGCCGUUGAUAUGAUUGAGCAGUGUAUACAGCGAACGGAUGCAUCGUUUCAAUCGUGGUUGAAGAAAAAUGUUGCCUUCAUAUCGACCGAUUAUAUAAUACCGUCAGAGAUGUGCGCCAUGGUAAAUGUGAUAUUAGAUGCUAAAAAUCAAAGCUUUAAAUUAACUACCAUUGAUGGUAUUGAUCUGUACAAAUUUCAUGCGAAAAUUGAUGAUCAAAUUGACAAAGCGAAUGUGGCGAUGACACAAGGCCUCAGUGGCAAACUUAUGUCAGUGCUGGAGUCGACUUUGUCAAAAUUGGCCCGUUACGAUGAAGGUAGCCUAAUUGGCUCCAUUCUUAGCUUUACGAAUGUGUCCAGUUCCGGCAAGGAUCUCGGCCAGGGCUAUGUGAAUUUCUUUCGCAAUAACAUGGAUCAGAUUCGCGGCAAAAUCGGUGAUGAUCUCUGGACCCUCAACUUCUUCGAGCAAUGGUAUUGCCAGCAAAUCGCCUUGCUCUCUACGUGGCUCUCGGAGCGUAUGGAUCAUGCCCUACACUACGCCCAGGUCACCUCCAUCUCUCACAUCAUAAAGAAAAUCUACUCGGACUUUGAGCUGCAGGGUGUGCUCGAGGACAAAUUGAAUUCAAAAUCAUAUCAGACAGUUAUACAACGAAUGACUGCUGAGGAGGCGACUUGUGCCCUGACAAUGCCCGACAAACGGAACGAUGUACGCAAUGGGGAUGAGGAGGAUGCGGGAGAUGAGGCUGGUGGUGCUGGUGGAUCCUCAUCGCGUGGUGGCAUGCCAAAGGCUAAGAUAGGUGCCUCGCAGGCGGCAGCUGUUACCAAUGUGGUAGCUGGGCGUGUUGGUAAUUUACUGGGCAAGGGCAUUGGUGGACUUAGCUCGAAGCUGGGAAGCGGCGGUUGGUUCUAAAUUUAAGUUCAUAUCCAGCUUUAUCUCUCAUUUUCACUUCCCAGCUUAAUUUGAGCCAAAACACCAACAAAAAAAAAAAAUAAUAAUAAUAAUAAUAUAAACAAGAAUAUAUGUAAAGAGCAUUACUAUAUAUAAGUUAACAUCCAUUCUUACGAAUAUCCGGAACCAAUGCAUUCGAAUAAAUAAGUCAGCACUUUUAAUAUUACAAAUAACUAAAGCCAAUGCACUUGAAUAAACAAGUCAGCAACAUCUAAUAUUACAAGCAACCCAAGCCAAUGCACUUGAAUGAAUGUCACAACAUACGCGCCCAUUCAACAUUACAAAUAACCCAAGUCAAUGCACUUGAAAGAAUAUCAUAAAGUACGCGCCCAUUCAUUAUUACGAACAACCUAAACCAAUGCACUUGAAUGAAUGUCACAAAAUACGCGCGCCUCGUCAGCAUACUUUCGGCAACGCGGAACUCACACGUAAAUAUGCUGAGCCUACGAUCACAGCUAAGGCGCAUGGAGAAAUACGACACGUACCUCUUCAGCGCAUUCCACUUGAAGACCACCACGGGACCCAGAAUGGACAACUGACACCAGCAGCGACUAAGCAGAAUCGAUAGCCAGAGGUUUCAUUAGGAUAAGCUAGAGUUUAUAAAAUCAGUCUGAAUAAAGCAUCCGAACAGAA